Molecule: messenger RNA, 3128 nt
Organism: Daldinia loculata
Lineage: Eukaryota; Fungi; Ascomycota; Sordariomycetes; Xylariales; Hypoxylaceae
Exons: 2
Coding region: 244-2961 (905 amino acids)
Biological process (GO): establishment of cell polarity; positive regulation of G2/M transition of mitotic cell cycle
Cellular component (GO): cytoplasm; cell septum
Source: RefSeq, a predicted model, not a curated record
UUUGGAAUACCAUAUAUUUCAUCCCGUGAAGCAUAUAUCAAAUACCACCGAGUUUACCUUACCCUGCGUCACCCUUGGCCUAUUCCUUCUGUGCUGAGACCAUUCGCAACUGACCUGUGCUAAAAUCCUUAGACCUCUCAACGGCCUCGCGAUGUCGGUGGAAGCUUUUCGAGCCGGCGUGGCCAUGCCAACCAGCUUUCCAUAUCCGAUCCGACCCAUCACAUAACCGAGACCAUCGGGACCAUGUACGGCGAUGACGACGACUACCCGAAUAAUGAUUUACGCCCUAUGAGCUUUAUCGCAGCUCCCGGCGGUGGCGAGCAGAUAACUCAACGUCGCGAGCUAAAUCCUCCUUCUCCAGAAGAGCGUCGACUUCCACUUAUCCGGACCGCUUCGGAUAAGACUGGCUUGCAAACCUCAUCUGGUCCUACGACGAAUGGGAACUCCGUACAGAAAUCGCAAACCCUCCCCGGUCGAGUGCCAAGUCAGAGAAGUACAACGUCGAGAAGCAGCUCAUACGAGUCAGGCCCGAAAUCACCCAUCACUCCCAUGUCGCCUACGCUUCGCGACAUGCGUGAAGAUGCCCAGCAAUAUCCGAUAACCAAUAUUGAUAAUCCGAACGAUAUUGCCCAAGAGCUAAGCAACUUGCAAGCGUUACGGCGCAUGUCGAUGGAUGUCUCUAAUAAUAGCGACCCCGACCUACUUCCCUUCCAGGGAAUGUCUCUAAUGGCAAUGCCGUCGAUAGCACCGAAAGGAGACGACGAAGCAGAUCCUUCGAGACUUUUAUGGGUUCCCGCCAAUGUCCAUCCAGAGCUAGCUCCGACUGAGUUCAAGAACUUCGUUGAGAAGAGGGUACAAACCAUGAAACGGAGGUCUGCUGAUUCAUCGCUCUCUGUAGAUGGUUUAGACAGGAGCAAUUCAGGCGGGUUACGGAGGAAGAAGUCCAUGCUCUCCAGGCAAAUUGACAAUGCGGGGGGUCACGGCGCGGAAAGUUAUAUGGAUGGUGCUGAUAGGCUAGAGAGGAAUAAGUCUCAAAGACAGUCAGGGCAAGGCCCGCCAGAGCUCAGCCUCGACGAUUUGGUAAACGACCCGUCAAAAGUUGUUCAAAAGCUCACUCUUGACUCGCAACGCCAAGAUGGAGGGGGUGAAGUACCAAAUGUGGACGAUAUGCCCAUACUUCCCGUUGCGCCAGGCAUGGGCUUGCGUCGAUCAACCCGUACCACGUAUCGAAAAGGUGGCAGUCUCAAGAAUCGGCAGAGUGGUUCGCUCAGGUCCGACGACCGACUUCCUUUCUCGAAGCGCAUAGCAGCAAAGAAAGCCGAAGAAGACUCUAGCGCAAUGCCUGAUAGUGAAUCGACUAUUGAGGCACCACCAGGGCACGGUUUAACACGUGUGCAAUCAGAACCCAUCUCAGAUAGCUUUUCGCGACCGUCAAAGCCUAUCCGGCGCCAGCAAACCUUUUCCAAAGAUACAACGCCAGACUUAUAUGAAGACUCCGAGCAGCCGGAUUUUCAGGAGUCAAGUCAAGCUAUUUCCGCUAGGCCGGAGGGCCCAACCCGUACAUCCUCUGCUGAUGCUAUCGGGACUUUGGGCUCGACACCACAAAUUCUCGAACAGCCCAUGGCAGAGGAGGAUAAUUCUGGAGCGCAAGCUAUAGAAAUCAAUCGACCCUUCCCGGAACGAUCGUCCUCCCAAAGAAAUGCUGUCCAGCCCUUAUCUCAACCUCCAGCGGCACCCGCUGAGCCUCCAGCGCGUUCAAGUAAAAGACCGAACUAUGGUCAACCGCUCCAAAGCUCUUCUCAACCGCAAGCUACAGGUCAGACUACACAGCAAACUAGGACUCCGAGUGGCUCUAACCGACCUCUUAACGACAUGUCGCAAAGUCCUUCGCCUUUCCCGGGUAGCAGCGCCACUAGCACCGAGUCUCUGACUUUUAUUCCCACAUUCAACACACCCGAGGAGAAGAAACCAGAAAAGAAGGGUAAAAAGGACAAGGGCGAAAGCGAAAGCGAAAAGUCCAAGUCUACAUCCUGGAAGUGGUUCAAGAGUGACGACAAGGAGAAGAAAAAGAAGGACGAUGAGAACAGGAAGUCCAAGACUAAAGGACUUGUGGAGAAGGCCCACGACAACGUUCGUCUCGACGUCCUACAGACCUCGAUCGAUACAGCUAUCCACAAGGGACGAGAGAGCCUACUACUCGACCGUGAAAGCGUCGACGGCAGGCUGGAAGAGGAGAGGAAGAAAGAUAGUCGAAAGUCUACUGAUCAAAAGAAAGAAAAGGAUGGGCUGUUUGCCUCGUUCUUUGGAAGUAGUAAGAGAAGAAGCGAAAGGGAUUCGACCAGUAGGAAACAUCAAGCUCAAAGAUCGUUAUCACCAGAACCUGCCCCAUACCGACCCCUGCGGCCCGAUGUCGACUAUCACUGGACUAGGUUCCCUCUCUUGGAGGAACGAGCUAUCUAUCGAAUGGCGCAUAUUAAGCUCGCCAAUCCUCGCCGUGCCCUUUAUAGCCAAGUCCUGCUUAGUAAUUUCAUGUAUUCAUACCUAGCAAAGGUCCAAGCGAUGCAUCCUCAAAUACAAGUUCCCCAGUCCCCUCAGCAGAAGAGAUUACAGGAGGAGGAAAGACGGCGGCGCGAGCAAGAGCAGCAGUACUUGGAGCAGCAACAAGCGCAGGAGAGCAUGGAUCAGUACAAUUUUGAAUACCAUCGAUCAUCGAAUCAACAGCAAUACGGUGAUCCUAGUAUGCAGCACGAAGCAGGAGAUUACCCAGAAGCAGCUGAGAUCUACGACUAUGAGCACAACAGCAAAGACCAAACGAGUCGCGGCAAUCAGGAUGACUACAAUAGUCAGGACGGGGAUAAAGAUUAUUACUCUACUUAUGUACAAUACCAUCACAACGAAGACGGCCGCCAGCAGCAGCAGCAACAGCAGCAGCAACAGUCAGGAGAGGAAGAAAUGUGGUGAUAACCCUACGCAUCAGACGGAGAUCAACAAGCACACCGACGUAGUGACCAUAUCAGUGCAUUGCCUCGGAGUUUCGGCCACAGGAAGUAUUUGCUACGGGUUUCGUGCAGGGCAGCCCAUCAGGAGCCCGACGAAAGACACCAACACAUCCUUCCUCCUUUCCUAUC